Messenger RNA from Salvia miltiorrhiza (redroot sage), 1916 nucleotides. RefSeq names its product exocyst complex component EXO70B1-like. Lineage: Eukaryota; Viridiplantae; Streptophyta; Magnoliopsida; Lamiales; Lamiaceae. The record is from RefSeq and is a predicted model, not a curated record. Gene Ontology annotation, molecular function: phosphatidylinositol-4,5-bisphosphate binding. Bases 1 to 1800 code for a protein of 599 amino acids. Gene Ontology annotation, cellular component: exocyst. The transcript has a single exon. Gene Ontology annotation, biological process: exocytosis.
AUGGCGGACAACGGCGAGGAGAAGCUCAUAGCGGUAGCUCGCCACAUCGCUAAAACCCUUGGCCACACCGACUCUAUGACCGACGAUAUUCUCAAGAUUUUCAGCAACUUCGACGGCAGACUGCGCGAGAAGCUCUCCGACGACGGCAUCGACCAGACGCUCAAGUCCCUCGACCGCCGCCUCUCCCGCUACAUCUCCCUCGACGCGCCGAUUUGGUCCAAUUCGGUUGAUGUCGCCUCCUUCCUCCACGCCGUUGACCAAUUGAUAGCCGCCGUCCGCGAUUGGGCUCCCCUCGCCGGCAACAAGCGCGUCGCCCGCGCCGAGGAUUUGCUGCAGCAGACGAUGCUGCGCAUGGAGGACGAGUUCAGAGCGCUGCUCGAGAGCGGCGGCGGCUCGACCGACUCGACCCGCCAGCAUCCCGAUUACUCCGACGAGGACGACGACGGCUCCGUCGAGGACGAGUCGAUCCCCGUGGCGCAGCCGGUGGCCGAUUACGACUUCUUAAUCGAAGCGCUCCCGCCGGGGACGGUGGGCGAUCUGCACGAGAUCGCGAAGCGGAUGGCGGCGGCGGGGUACGAGAAGGAGUGCUGCGCCGCGUAUGGCGCGUGCCGGCGGGAGUUUUUAGAGCAGAGCCUGUCGCGGCUGGGGCUGCCGAAGCUGAGCAUCGACGAGGUGCAGAGAAUGCCGUGGACUCAGCUGGAAGAUGAGAUUGAAAGAUGGAUUAAAGCGAUCAACGUCACUCUCCGUGUCCUUCUCCCCAGCGAGCGCCGCCUCUGUGACAGCAUUUUCUCCGGUUUUCCAUCGGAUGCUGACCUCUCCUUCAUCGAGGUAUGCAGGGGCUCGAUUAUUCAGCUAUUGAAUUUCGCAGACGCGGUGGCGAUCAGCAGCCGGUCGCCGGAGCGGUUAUUCAAGGUGCUGGAUGUUUACGAAACAAUUAGGGAUCUGAUGCCUGAAUUCGAGCUGCUGUUUCUCGAUGAUUGUUGUUUGCCGUUGAGGAAUGAAGCCGUGACUGUUUGGAAGAGAUUAGGGGAGGUUAUUAGGGGCAUAUUUUUGGAGCUCGAGAAUCUGAUCCGCCGCGAUCCGGCCAAGUCAGCAGUCCCCGGCGGCGGAUUACAUCCGAUCACUCGCUACGUGAUGAAUUACCUCCGCGCUGCGUGUAGGUCGCGGCUGACAUUAGAGCAGGUGUUCGAGGAAAGUGGUGAUGCUGAUUACGGAAAGGGAGAUAUGGCUUCGUCGUCGUCUCUGACAGCACAGUUGGCGUGGAUCAUGGAGUUAUUGGAAACUAGUUUGGAGGCGAAGUCUAGGGUUUACAAAGAUGCUGCACUGAGCUGUGUUUUCAUGAUGAACAACGGGCGUUACAUGGUGCAGAAGGUGAGGGAUAACGAGCUGGGAGCGCUGCUGGGCGACGAUUGGAUCAGGAAAAACAUGGCGAAAGUGAGGCAGUUUCAUGUAAAGUAUCAACGGAGCUGUUGGGGGAAGCUUCUGAGCUAUCUGAAGGUUGAUCAGAACUCGUCAGCCAAGGGUCUGAGGGAUCAGCUGAAGUUGUUCAACGCAAGCUUUGAGGAGACGUGCAGGAGCCAGUCGUCGUGGGUGAUCUUCGACGAGCAACUCAAGGAGGAGCUGAAGAUCUCGGUGUCGGGGCACUUGUCUCCAGCAUACCGCAACUUCAUUGGGAGACUGCACGCCUUUGCUGAUGUGGGGAAGCACGCGGAUAGGCACAUUAGGUAUAGCCUUGAUGACAUUGAGACGCGGAUCACGGCCUUGUUCCAAGGGACUGCUGCUGGAACUGGAAGGAAGUGAGAUUUGCUUUGUGUCUGUUUUCAUCGCCUGUACAUUCUUUUUUCGUGACUUGCAUCACAUCAUCACAUGUAUAUUUUUGAGAUAUAUAUAUAUAUGAUUUAUAUAGUUUGCUCAAA